This is a messenger RNA of Parnassius apollo (apollo), 1335 nucleotides long. Lineage: Eukaryota; Metazoa; Arthropoda; Insecta; Lepidoptera; Papilionidae. The record is from the annotation of a GenBank genome assembly.
AUGUCAAUCUGUUGUUUCACCAACCUAAAAAGGACUGAUGUUAUGUUUGUGCGCAUACCUCGUGUAGCACAUAGAGAGUCCGCUGUGCGCAUACCUCGUGUAGCACAUAGAGAGUCCGCUGUGCGCGUGCCUCGUGUAGCACAUAAAGAGACCGCUGUACACGUGCCUCGUGUAGCACACAGAGAGUCCGCUGUGCACGUGCCUCGUGUAGCACAUAGAGAGUCCGCUGUGCACGUGCCUCGUGUAACACAUAGACAGUCCGCUGUGCACGUGCCUCGUGUAGCACAUAGAGAGUCCGCUGUGCGCGUGCCUCGUGUAGCACACAGAGAGUCUGCUGUGCACGUGCCUCGUGUAGCACAUAGAGAGUCCGCUGUGCGCGUACCUCGAGUAGCACAUAGAGAGUCCGCUGUGCACGUGCCUCGUGUAGCACAUAGAGAGUCCGCUGUGCACGUGCCUCGUGUAGCACAUAGAGAGUCCGCUGUGCACGUGCCUCGUGUAGCACAUAGAGAGUCCGCUGUGCACGUGCCUCGUGUAGCACAUAGAGAGUCCGCUGUGCACGUGCCUCGUGUAACACAUAGACAGUCUGCUGUGCACGUGCCUCGUGUAGCACAUAGAGAGUCCGCUGUGCGCGUGCCUCGUGUAGCACAUAGAGAGUCCGCUGUGCGCGUGCCUCGUGUAGCACAUAGAGAGUCCGCUGUGCACGUGCCUCGUGUAGCACAUAGAGAGUCCGCUGUGCACGUGCCUCGUGUAACACAUAGACAGUCCGCUGUGCACGUGCCUCGUGUAGCACAUAGAGAGUCCGCUGUGCGCGUGCCUCAUGUAGCACACAGAGAGUCCGCUGUGCACGUGCCUCGUGUAGCACAUAGAGAGUCCGCUGUGCGCGUACCUCGAGUAGCACAUAGAGAGUCCGCUGUGCACGUGCCUCGUGUAGCACAUAGAGAGUCCGCUGUGCUCGUGCCUCGUGUAGCACAGAGAGAGUCCUCUGUGCAAGUGCCUCGUGUAGCACAUAGAGAGUCCGCUGUAUUGCACGUGCCUCGUGUAGCACAUAGAGAGUCCGCUGUGCACGUGCCUCGUGUAACACAUAGACAGUCCGCUGUGCACGUGCCUCGUGUAGCACUUAGAGAGUCCGCUGUGCGCGUGCCUCGUGUAGCACAUAGAGAGUCCGCUGUGCGCGUGCCUCGUGUAGCACAUAGAGAGUUCGCUGUGCGCGUACCUCGAGUAGCACAUAGAGAGUCCGCUGUGCACGUGCCUCGUGUAGCACAUAGAGAGGCCGCUGUGCACGUGCCUCGUGUAGCACAGAGAGUCCGCUGUGCACGUGCCUCGUGUAGCACAUAG